This is a messenger RNA of Serinus canaria (Common canary), 3606 nucleotides long. It is a transcript of the gene BNC2, whose product is annotated as basonuclin 2. The record is from RefSeq and is a predicted model, not a curated record. Lineage: Eukaryota; Metazoa; Chordata; Aves; Passeriformes; Fringillidae. Gene Ontology annotation, cellular component: nucleus. Gene Ontology annotation, biological process: regulation of DNA-templated transcription. The transcript is spliced from 6 exons. The coding region runs from base 337 to 3528 and encodes 1063 amino acids.
CUGUACAUGACAGCAUUGUUGAGAAAAAACAGAGAAAGACAGGGAAAGGGCCACAGCCUUUUUUUUCCUCCCAAUUCACUCUAAUCAUUGUGCUACUUAGAGAGAAUGUGCGUGUGUGUGUAUCUGUGUAUCUGUAGACUGAAGGGUUAGUGCAGGAUGUCAUUUGGUGCCUGACAGUGGAGCAGUGCAGUUGACUCUUUGCUCUGCUAUCCAAUGACAUCCAGUGGCUGAGAGUUUGAAGCUGAUGGUUGGGUCUCCUUAGUGCUGCAUGCACACCUGACAGGCAGCUGUUAAACUGAGCAAAGGCGAGCUUGGGGAGUCACAAUCUAUGCAUAAAUGAUAGGGGUCUCUCUGCUGAAGUCAGAAGAGGCAGAAGUGGAUGUGAGAGACAGACACACACAGAGACACAGAGAGCGAAAGAGGGCAAGAGACUUGACUUUAAGAGACUCCUGCACUGACAACUCCAUGCAGUUCGGAACAAGAACGGCAGCGACCGACUCUGGUUUCAUGGGGACAUGGCAGAACACUGACACUAACCUCUUAUUCAGAAUGUCCCAACAGGCCAUCCGCUGUACACUGGUAAAUUGCACAUGUGAAUGUUUUCAGCCAGGGAAGAUUAACCUGAGAACCUGCGAUCAGUGUAAACAUGGCUGGGUGGCACAUGCCUUGGACAAACUUAGUACUCAGCACCUCUACCACCCAACCCAAGUGGAGAUUGUGCAGUCCAAUGUUGUGUUUGACAUCAGCAGCCUGAUGCUCUACGGUACUCAGGCUGUGCCUGUGAGACUGAAGAUUCUGCUUGACCGACUCUUCAGUGUACUGAAGCAAGAGGAGGUGUUGCAUAUUCUACAUGGCUUAGGCUGGACACUGCGAGACUACGUUCGAGGCUACAUUCUUCAGGAUGCUGCAGGCAAGGUGCUGGACCGCUGGGCCAUCAUGUCCAGGGAAGAAGAGAUCAUUACCCUUCAGCAGUUCCUGAGAUUUGGAGAAACGAAAUCUAUCGUGGAGCUGAUGGCAAUUCAAGAAAAGGAAGGGCAGGCUGUGGCUGUGCCAUCUUCAAAGACAGAUUCAGAUAUAAGGACUUUUAUUGAAAGCAAUAAUCGCACCAGGAGCCCAAGUCUCCUUGCUCACCUGGAGAACAGCAACCCUUCCAGCAUUCAUCAUUUUGAAAACAUCCCGAAUAGCCUUGCAUUCCUGCUUCCAUUCCAGUACAUAAAUCCAGUCUCUGCUCCACUGCUGGGGCUGCCUCCAAAUGGCCUCCUGCUGGAACAGCCAGCAAUGAGGCUCCGUGAACCAAGCCUUACGACCCAAAAUGAAUAUAAUGAGAGCAGUGAAUCUGAAGUUUCCCCUACACCUUUCAAGAAUGAGCAAGCAUCCAGCAGGAAUGCUUUGACCAGCAUCACAAAUGUGGAGCCCAAAACUGAGCCAGCCUGUGUCUCUCCUGUUCAAACACCUACGCCAGUCAAUGAUUUAUCAAAAACAGAGCACACAAAAAGCUCAUUCCGAAUUCACAGAAUGAGGAGAAUGGGGUCAGCCUCCAGGAAAGGAAGAGUGUUUUGCAAUGCAUGUGGCAAAACUUUCUAUGACAAAGGUACUCUUAAAAUCCACUACAAUGCUGUGCACCUGAAAAUCAAGCAUCGAUGCACUAUUGAAGGCUGCAAUAUGGUCUUCAGCUCUCUGAGAAGCCGCAAUCGCCACAGUGCUAACCCAAAUCCCCGCCUCCACAUGCCUAUGCUAAGGAAUAACCGUGACAAAGAUCUAAUUCGUGCUACAUCAGGUGCCGCCACUCCUGUCAUAGCAAGUACAAAGUCCAACCUAACUUUAACAAGCCCUGGGCGUCCACCGAUGGGGUUUACCACUCCCCCUCUGGACCCAGUACUACAGAACCCUCUUCCCAGUCAGCUGGUCUUCCCAGCUUUAAAGACUGUCCAACCUGUUCCUCCUUUUUACAGAAAUUUACUUACUCCUGGAGAGAUGGUGAGUCCUCCAACCUCACUCCCGACCAGUCCCAUAAUACCAGCUGUGAGUGGCAUGGAGCAGCAUCCCCCUCCUCCUUCAGAGUCAUCAGUACCUUCAGUGUUGAUGCCUACCCCAGAGCCCAAUGCAGACCUUGCCCCCAAGAAGAAGCCAAGGAAGUCAAGCAUGCCAGUUAAAAUUGAAAAGGAAGUUAUUGACACUGCUGAUGAGUUUGAUGAUGAAGACGAAGAGGUGAAUGACAGGAGCACAAUGGUGAAUGACAUUGGUCAUGACAAUCACUGCCAUUCUCAGGAGGAAAUGAGCCCAGGCCUGUCUGUUAAAGACUUUUCCAAAAGUGACAGAAGCAGAUGUAUGUCCAGACCAGACAUAAGAAGGGCAGACAGCAUGACAUCAGAAGACCAGGAGCAUGAGAGAGACUAUGAAAAUGAGUCAGAGUCAUCAGAGCCCAAAUUGUGUGAAGAAUCCCUGGAAGGCGAUGAUCGCCUCCAUGAACCUGGUGAAAAAUCUAUGAUGCACAGUGACCGACCAGAUGAAAACCACAAUGACUCUUCCAACCAGGAUGUCAUUAAGGUGAAGGAAGAGUAUACAGACCCUACAUAUGAUAUGUUCUAUAUGAGCCAAUAUGGACUGUACAAUGGAGGCAGUGCCAGUAUGGCUGCUCUUCAUGAAAGUUUUGCUUCUACAUUCAACUACAGCAGCCCUCAGAAGUUCUCCCCAGAAGGAGAAAUGUGCUCCAGUCCAGACCCGAAGAUCUGCUAUGUUUGCAAGAAAAGUUUCAAGAGUUCCUACAGUGUGAAGCUUCACUACCGAAAUGUUCAUUUAAAAGAGAUGCAUGUCUGCACAGUGGCUGGCUGUAACGCUGCGUUCCCAUCACGGAGAAGCAGAGACAGACACAGUGCUAACAUAAACCUGCACCGUAAACUGUUGACCAAAGAACUGGAUGACAUGGGCUUGGACACUUCACAGCCUUCUCUUAGUAAGGACCUCCGCGAUGAAUUUUUGGUGAAGAUAUAUGGCGCGCAGCAUCAGAUGGGGCUUGACAUAAGGGAAGACACCUCCUCACCUGCUGGCACUGAGGAUUCCCAUAUGAAUGGGUACGGCAGGGGCAUGGCAGAAGACUAUAUGGUACUAGACCUGAGCACCACCUCCAGCAUCCAGUCCAGCAGCAGUAUCCAUUCCUCAAGAGAAUCUGAUGCAGGAAGCGAUGAGGGUAUUCUCCUGGAUGACGUCGAUGGGGCAAGUGACAGCGGGGAAUCUGCCCACAAAGCAGAUGCCCCUGCCUUAGCUGUAGGUAUGGGCACCGAUGUCCCAGGAUCCCUCAUGUUCAACAGUGUUUCGGUGAGCAACGGUGGGAUAAUGUGUAACAUUUGCCACAAAAUGUACAGCAACAAGGGAACCCUCAGAGUGCACUACAAAACAGUGCACUUGCGAGAAAUGCACAAGUGCAAAGUCCCUGGGUGCAACAUGAUGUUCUCCUCUGUCCGUAGCCGAAACCGGCACAGCCAGAACCCCAAUCUGCAUAAAAACAUUCCUUUCACUUCAGUAGAUUAGGUCAACUAUGGACAGAGCAAAAUGCCAGCUCUCAGAGAGGGCCCACUCACAUCUGAACUGCCAUAAUCAGUCUCCCUC